AUGAGAUUGCUUAAAUACCCAAUUGAUCAAACAACGCAUCGUCUCAAUGCACUCACGGUGGCUAAUAAUGAACUAAUUCUUCUUUCAAGUGACGGUCACGUGAUGGUGUGGUCACAGCAACAACUAGUGGAUACUGCCUUUGAUAAGGUUUCCGUUCAAGACUUGACGAUUAGUGCUGAAUUUCCGGCUGAACUUCCUACUGGUGAGACUGCUUUCUUUAUUCUGGCUUUGAAUAAUUAUCUGUUUGUUGGAUCCGAACAUCAAGUUAUUAGGCAUCACAAUUGGAAAAAUGAUGCUGCAAGUACAAUUGAAAGACAUACUCUUUUUGAAUGUAAAUCACCUUCUACAAUUACUGAUAUAAAACUGGAUAAAGUGAAAAAUGUUUUAUUUGUACUUUGUAGCAAUCCAAACCUCAUACUGCUGUUGGAUGCCAUAACCGGUGAUAAACUGAAUGAAAUAAAACUAGAUAAAAACACAACCCCAUUUGUAUGCAUAACAGAUCCUUCCAGCGAAAGAUUCACCAUACUGUGCAGUGAUAGAUCUGUCCUCAUAUAUCAAUUCAACGAGAAGGGAAGUUACAAACAGAUACACAGAUUAAAUCAAUUUGUACAAGUAUAUCCAUUACAUUAUAAGUUGACCAUGUCUCCUCAGGCUAAUACACUUCCAAUAAUCAAUUCAGUGAAAGGAACAUCAUCAGCUGCCAUUCCUGCCACUGUACUUCUGGAUACAAACGAUUCCUACAAGAUCGCGAAUACUAUAGUAUCGCCGUCAUCUAACCUGAGUAAGGUUGUAGUGUAUUCCCCGGUAAUGUACGAAAAAACAAAUAAUAAAAAGGGCACGAAAUCAAGAUACAACUUACUUGCGACAUCAGGGAGUAAAGAUGGUACUGUUUUGGUUUGGAAUAGUAAACGUAUGAAACCACUAUUCAAUGCCGUUCAAGUUUCAGAUACGCCAAUAAAUGAUAUGGUGUGGUCUUCAGAUGGUCUUACACUUUUUGCAAUCUCAGAUGACGGGAUAUUAUACACUUUUGCAUUCCAACCUACUGAUUUAGGUGAAAUUCUACCAACAAAUGAAAUAAUCGAAUUACAAAAGCAAAAUAAAUUGCUACCACCACUUCCUGAGGUUAGCGGGGAGGAAGAAAAGAAGGUUCGCAGCCAAGUCAAAAUAGAACGUAAAGAGCCCAUCACGCUCUCCCCUACAAAACCUGAUAAAGAUCAAAAGAACUUAUCAAAGAAGUCUACCAAAAGGAAGUCAUCAAACCAACUUCAAGCAACAUCGAUACCACCAGCUGUACAAGUUAAAAAAGUUCAAGGAAAUGGGAUGGAAUUUAGUCCCCCCUCCUAUAACGUUCCAAAAGAUUUGAAACGUAAACCAAAGGAGGAAAGUCCCAGUGAUAAUAUCCCGAAGAAGUUAAAACGUGAACUAGAGCCUAUGGAUUUUCUUGAUACAGGGCUAUUCCUUCCAAAUGCAUCUUUCUCAAGGGUAAGGUUAGCAACGCCAAAAAUAAGGCUGACUUUCAAUUAUAUACCACCGUCCACACCAAAACUAAAAUUUGACGUCAAAAAUGGUACAGGUAACGAACAAAAACCAACAAUAGUUACCUUAACUUCAAAGUUGGAUUAUGAAGAAAACAAACUUUUUCAAAACUUCAUACCGAAAUUUAUAACUAUGUGCACUGCUGGUGAAUUUUUCUGGGCAUGUUGUACUGAUGAUGGUACAAUAUAUGUUUAUUCCGAUUCAGGAAAGAGAAUAGUUCCGCCAUUGAUUUUGGGUGUACCGAUAAGUUUUCUUGAGGCAUGUUCAAAAUACUUGUUGUGUGUUACCUCCCUGGGAGAGAUGUAUUGUUGGGAUAUUAAGAGCGCCAAAUUGAAAUUCCCCAUUAAUAAUAUUUACCCACUUUUAAAUCCUUCUUUAAGGUAUUCUGAUGAUAUCUUAACCAGAGCUGAAAAUAUUACUAUGUGUGCUAUUACAAAAAAUGGUAUACCGUUGGUAACAUUGAGUAACGGCGAUGGAUAUAUAUUUGACGAGGAUAUGGAAACCUGGCUUUUGGUCAGUGAUAGCUGGUGGGCAUAUGGAUCUCAAUAUUGGGAUAUGAACAAUGUAGCAAAUGGUUCUUUAAAUCAAGGAAAAGCUAACAAUUUUUGGAACUCUGAUGAUGUACAGACUCUUGUCAUGGAUGUCAAGAGCAAUCCUCAAAGUAUUUUAAAUUUUAUGGAACGUAAAACUAAUGACGAGCUUAAUAGGAAGGGAAGAAUUAAGAAUUUACAAAGGUUUGCAAGAACGAUUCUGAUAAAAGAGGGGUUUGAAAAUAUGGAAGAGAUUGUCACUUUGUCUCAUUUAGAAAAUAGAAUCUUGGUAUCAUUAAAACUGGAGGAAAAUGAAGAAUUCUCAAAAUUACUUAUUGUUUAUUGUAUUAGAUUGAGUGAAUUAGGGUAUACAGAUAGAUUAGAUGAUGUUCUACAAUGGUUAUACAAUGACGGUGAUUUAGAAACAUCAAAAUUAGGGGGAAAGACAAGAAAAGAGUUAAUGAAAGAUGUACUACUGGCAUGUGCUAAUAUUCGACAUGUACAAAGGGUAACUAGUAACUAUGCUACAGUUUUGGGAAUUGUACAGGAUAAACUUUGA
Molecule: messenger RNA, 2625 nt
Organism: Kazachstania africana CBS 2517
Lineage: Eukaryota; Fungi; Ascomycota; Saccharomycetes; Saccharomycetales; Saccharomycetaceae
Gene: HIR2
Product: Hir2p
Exons: 1
Coding region: 1-2625 (874 amino acids)
Biological process (GO): DNA-templated transcription; chromatin remodeling; regulation of DNA-templated transcription
Cellular component (GO): nucleus; HIR complex
Molecular function (GO): nucleosome binding; protein binding
Source: RefSeq, a predicted model, not a curated record